AGUCAGGAGUAGCCAGUCUCGCGGCCACGGCACACACACUCCGCCACUCAUCUCGCCCGCCAGUCACCAACCCGCCUCCGCCACUACCACCUGUUGCCACCAUCACCGCUCCCUCCACCAACCAUACUCCUGCAAUACUUGCAAUUCCACUAAAAACGGCCCAUUGUUUUAUCAGCCAUCAUUCUCUCUCGUCGCUGCUGAAACAACCUCGCAUUCGUUGUACAAAAUCAUAUUACUAAUCAACGGAAUCCAUAUAGAUCGAUAUCCUUUCAGUCUUGGUGUUCGAGGACAUUUAGAGUAACCAAAGAAAACGAGAAGAGGAACAGACUCACAGUUGACAUAAAAAAAGUUCUGUGAAUAGGUCGCGUGUCCAAUGUGAUAUUUUUUGUACAGUGAAGGAGACACAUACGUUUAGCCAAUAUUGUUCUCUAAGUAAAAAAAAAAAAAAAUCACUCAAAGGGUAACAUACGCAUUAGCAUUGCGUAUAAAGACUGUUGUGUAAUCUGGUGAGUGUGUGUGUGCGUGUGUGGAUUGUGACGUGAGAAAAUCUGAGUCGCUCGUGUCCUCUGGUCGAAACACGCAUACACUGGCAUACAUCAAGGAGUGACACAACACGAUAAGCACAUUGCGUAAAGCAAUAAUUCACUACGUAGCAACAAAAGAAACGAAGAUUACACGGAAUAAGUAUUAAAAAAAGUAAAACAACACACAAACAAGAUCAUAAAAAAUAGGACUGGGCAGCACGCGAGUCACAACAGCACAUAACACACGAACACAUACGAACACGCGGACCGUUGUAUUGUGUGAGCUGUCGUCGUCUUCAUCGUAGUCGUCAUGAGGGACAGGAAGUCAUGGAACGUGCCCGCCUCCACCUUCGCCAAGAACACCUUCAAUCCCAUCAGGAACAUAAUAGAGAACAUGCAGAUUGUUCCUCACCCAGACAAGCCCAUGAUUGCUCUCUCCAUAGGUGACCCAACGGUGUUCGGGAACCUCAAGCCAGCCCCAGAGAUCGUAGAGGCGGUGGUGGAGGCAACGCGGCGAGGCUCCUGCAAUGGCUACGUGUCCAGCACAGGCACAGAGGCGGCACGUGCGGCGGUAGCUAAGUACUGCUCGGUGGAAGACAAAUUGGAACUGCAGGCCAAGGACGUGGUGCUGUGUUCCGGCUGUUCCUGUGCCCUGGACAUGUGCAUCACGGCGCUGUGCAGCCCCGGACAGAACCUGCUGGUGCCUCGCCCUGGUUUCCCCAUCUACACUACCCUGGCGGUGGGACUCGGCGUGCAGACCAAGGACUACAAUCUACUGCCAGAGAGGAGCUGGGAGAUCGACCUUGAGAUGUUGGAGGCCUCGAUUGACGACCAGACAGCGGCCAUCGUCGUCAACAACCCGUCCAACCCAUGCGGCUCCGUCUACACUAAAGAGCACCUGAUUGCCAUCCUCGAGGUGGCCGCCAGGAACAAGGUGCCCAUCAUUGCCGACGAGAUCUACGACCACUUUGUGUUUGAGGGACAGGAAUAUCACCCCAUCGCCUCACUGACGGAAGAGGUGCCAGUGCUCUCCUGUGGCGGCCUCACCAAGAGGUUCCUGGUGCCCGGGUGGAGGAUGGGCUGGAUCACCAUCUGCGACAGGGGCAACGUGCUGGACCAGGAGUUAUCACCUCUCCCAUUUGUCUGUCCGUCUGUUACCCUCUUCCUCUCCCUAUCCUUCUCCCGCUCCCGCUCUCUCUUUCUCUAUACAAGGGUGAGAAAUGGAUUGCAGCAUCUGAGUCAGAGGAUCAUAGGGAGCAACACGCUGGUCCAGGGGCGCCUUGCCGCAUCCUCGCCAACACGACCGCAAUCCUUCUUCACGGACACCCUCGCUCAGAUACAGGCCAACGCUGAGCUGUCUUACUCCAUCCUGCGGGAGGUGCCAGGCCUGAACCCCAUCAUGCCCCAAGGCGCGAUGUACAUGAUGGUGGGCGUGGAUAUGACUAUGUUCCCCGGCCUGAAGAAUGACCUUGAGUUGGUGGAGCGCCUGAUUUCUGAGGAAUCUGUCUUCUGUCUGCCGGGAAAGUGUUUUGACUGCCCGAACUACAUGAGAAUCGUCCUGACGGUGCCCGAGCCACAGCUGCGGGAGGCGUGCAAGAGGAUCAUCACCUUCUGCUCCCGUCACCACGCCUCCGCCCACGUCAAUGGCCUCGCCCACGCCAACGGGCACGUCAACGGCUGCGAGGCGGAAUCUUUAAAAAAUGUAGAAAAAGCUAUGGUGGUGGAAGUGAAGUCUGGGAGUGAGUGAGUGAGUGAGUGAGUGAGUGAGUGAGUGAGUAAAGAGUGGUUAAUGGAUUGAUUGAUUAGUUGAUUGUUUGAUUCAUUGAUUGAUUAAAUAAGUGAUCUACUGCAUUAAGCGCCACAAAUUAUAUUAUAAUGGCGCUAGUUUGAGGAAGAGUUAAUGUUUUAGUGAGUGAGUGAGUGCGUGAGUGUGAGAGUAAGAGAACAUUUUUACAUACUAGGUAGAUACUUUAGAUGAUGAACUUCGGGAAACUAUUAGUAAUCGUAGGCAGCAACACAGCUAGUUAGUCAGUGGGAGGGACUACGUAGAUGGCUCAGUGGCUCAGUGUACCUAGCAAUCCAUCACAGCAGUACCUUCUCUUCUCUUCCACGUUCUGGCAGUCUGGAGGGAUUAAAAACGAGACCAAGCGUCCCUCGUACUCAACAUUUAUCCCGCCCGUAAUUUUUGGACUGCAAAAUUAAUUGAGACGGGAAGUCCGUAGGUUAGAUGGAAUAAGUGAAUGGAAGAGAAGAGAACCAAUUAUGUAGACUCUCAUUCGUCAUGCAGCAAUUGUCAUAGAUAAUGAUUUGUAAUGGUAAUGAUAAUAAUGAUUGUGAUGAAUGCAUUCCUUAGCAUUUUUUUUUUUUUUUAGGUAUUUUAGGGACCUGGAUUGUGGGAUGUACAAGUGAGACGAGGCAUCAUAAGGGAUUUAGUGAUGGUAGUAUAUUAUGAGGAGAAUGGGGAUGAGAUGUGGUUCGUAAAGGUAUAUGAAAGGAGAGGGAUGGGAUAGGUACGUGUAUUGUGUAGAUCCGUAAGAAUAGAGUCAAUAUUAGAGUUUUCUGUACGUUGUAAUGUAGCAUCGGGGACUGUGCAAAUGUAAACGUUUAAGAAGUGUCAGCAGUAGUGAGUAAAUAGAAUGCUUGAUUUAUCACCAUGAAGAGCUCAACUUACACCGAUCUAACCGCGAACACUGAGGCGCUCCGUAAUGGAAGGUGUGCUUAGGUCCUUAUUCCGUCCAUUCCGUGCAAUAGUUCCAUCACUGCCACUCUUUCAUUCUCACCAACUCCGGGUCUCCUUGCUUGUUUCUGUUUGUACCUCUUACAUCACUAUUCUUUCCACCUCACCAAUGCAAUAGUUAAUUUUCUUCACUGUUUUAUCUUCUUCACCGGUAAACCCUCGAACUCUACCUGCUUUUGUUUUUUUUGUUUUUUUCCUACAGACUGAUGUGUUUCAAGGGAGGAAUAUUAAGGCAUAUGUGAAAUGAAAUUGGUCAACCCGUCUAGAACUCUCAUUCAGUCAACUUUUUACGGGGAGAACCAAGUUUUAUCAUUAUUAUUUCUUUUUUACAUACAUUCUCUUAUUUCUUCUACUCCUUUGCCAGUGUCCUGUACAUGUAAAAAAAAAAAAAAAGGACAGAAAAAAAAUGACGCCGUAAACGGAUCUGGACUAAGCACAACUUCUAACACUGAAGGCCUUAAUUACAUGACCAUAACCAUGUACUUCAUGACGAAACGCGUACACACAGACUAGACCAGACACACGUACACAAUGGAAUAUAUAUGUAAGUACUUAGACACAUUUAUACAUAAAAUCACAUAUGCAGAUGUACCAUGAAAAUGUGUCCAUGGUACAGACAGACACAAACACACGUGCAUAUAAAAGAAUACAUAUAUAGAAACAUGCAUGCAUAUGUGUACCAACAAGAAAGGUACAAAAUAUUCCGUGUACAUCAAUAAAUAACGUAGUGAUUAUGAAGUGAUUGUCAUUGUUACAGGAAUCAUUAGGAAAGGCUUACAUAGGAUAGAGUAGUAUUAGAAGAGUAAGUUGUAAUUAUGUACGUAGUAGACUAAAACGCCUCCUCGUCCAGGGAGAAGAGGAAUAAAAUGCAUUGUUAUUUCUAAUGUUACGUAGUAUAUCUUUCGAGUGUUAAUUCUCUCGUUGCUCAUUGAUCAUCAAGCCAUUGUACACAUAAUCAGAAUAAUAAUAAUGAAGAAAAAAAAAUAAGAACAAUAAAGACAACUCAAAA
Scylla paramamosain (green mud crab) is the source of this 4270-nucleotide messenger RNA. Its product is annotated as tyrosine aminotransferase-like. The record is from RefSeq and is a predicted model, not a curated record. Gene Ontology annotation, biological process: L-phenylalanine catabolic process; biosynthetic process; L-tyrosine catabolic process. Lineage: Eukaryota; Metazoa; Arthropoda; Malacostraca; Decapoda; Portunidae. Gene Ontology annotation, molecular function: L-tyrosine:2-oxoglutarate transaminase activity; pyridoxal phosphate binding.